AACCAUAUAUCCCCUCGGUCUCGUCCACGCCACCCGCUCAAACCCCCAAAGAUCAGGUAGACCAGAUAGGGAGGAGAAAGAUGGCAACUACCGUCGCCGCAAAGCUCGUCGCCCCCGUCUCGCUAUCCUCCUCCGUCGUCCGGCUCGUCCCGGCCGUCGCCGCCGCCGCCCGCAUCCCCCGCCUCCAUUCCCCAGCUGUCGCCCCCCUCCGCCUUCGCGCUCGCCGUCCCGCUACCUACCCCCGCUUCUUCGCUUCAUCUGUUUCCGCCCCCGCCACCUCGGCAACCAUCUCCAUUGGCGACAAGCUCCCCGACGCCACCCUUUCCUACUUCGGCGCUGAUGGGGAACUCAAGACCGUCACCGUGUCCGAACUCACCAAGGGCAAGAAGGCCGUCCUCUUCGCGGUCCCCGGGGCCUUCACCCCGACGUGCUCCCAGAAGCAUCUCCCCGGGUUCGUGGAGAAGGCAGGUGAGUUGCGCGCCAAGGGCGUGGAUACCAUAGCUUGCAUCUCCGUCAACGACGCCUUCGUGAUGCGGGCAUGGAAGGAGGACCUCAAGAUCGGGGACGAGGUACUGCUGCUCGCCGACGGGAACGGGGAGUUCACCAAGGCCCUCGGUGUGGAGCUCGACCUGCGAGACAAGCCCGUAGGACUGGGCGUCCGGUCCCGGCGCUACGCGAUGCUGGCGGACGAUGGGGUCGUCAAAGUUCUCAACUUGGAGGAGGGUGGCGCCUUCACCUUCAGCAGCGCCGACGACAUGCUUAAGGCCCUUUAAUGCCUUUCCUAACUCAUCUUGCCGUCUCCACCAGAAAUGAGAAAUCAGAUCACGUUAAUCUGUUGUACUCGAUUGGGUCGGACUAGUACUGGAUCCAAUUGAGCUAACUGCAACACGUACGACAGGAAUGGAAUGGGUCGGGCUGAGAUGAGAUAGCGAGGACCUAAAUGGAUGGCCUCAACCGUACUCGAUCCAGUAGCGAGUUGAGAUGGGUCUGUUUAGCCCAAGUGCAGCUUUGUCGGGUCAAUGGGUUGUGUUAAGGUCAAACUCUCGGAUAUGACUGCGUACGGAAAAAGCUGCAAUGCCUCGUAUCGCGAAGAUGCGUUAGCCGAAGGAACCAUGGCUUUCUUGGGAAGGAGGCAUCAGAAACAAUGGUUGCACGCGGAGUGAGUGGUCUGAGGUAUCAGACAAGACGACUCUUCUCCAUCAGAGUUUUCCUGUAGCUGCAGGGGUAAGGUGAAAGUGUUGGCUUGAAGGAGAAUCAAUUAAGAUGGUGAAUUAUUCCUCUGGCUGUUGCAUGUCAAGUCGUAGUGAACACUUGUGCUGCUGCUGCGGCUGGGUCUCGCUGUAAGAACAUGUAUCUUUAUUUAGGCCGUGUUCAUGGAUUUCGAAGCUGAGAUA
Molecule: messenger RNA, 1394 nt
Organism: Musa acuminata AAA Group (dessert banana)
Lineage: Eukaryota; Viridiplantae; Streptophyta; Magnoliopsida; Zingiberales; Musaceae
Product: peroxiredoxin-2E-1, chloroplastic-like
Exons: 2
Coding region: 81-773 (230 amino acids)
Biological process (GO): hydrogen peroxide catabolic process; cell redox homeostasis; cellular response to oxidative stress
Cellular component (GO): cytoplasm
Molecular function (GO): thioredoxin peroxidase activity
Source: RefSeq, a predicted model, not a curated record